Megalopta genalis is the source of this 4023-nucleotide messenger RNA. It is a transcript of the gene Mau2, whose product is annotated as Mau2 sister chromatid cohesion factor. The record is from RefSeq and is a predicted model, not a curated record. Gene Ontology annotation, biological process: mitotic sister chromatid cohesion. Gene Ontology annotation, molecular function: protein binding. NCBI's taxonomy places the organism in Eukaryota, Metazoa, Arthropoda, Insecta, Hymenoptera, Halictidae.
CACGAUUCAAUUCGUCGUAGUAGAAUUGUGUAUUUGUACAUAUUCCUAUGUGUACAUAAUUUCCGCGGCACAAUUAAGACGAUUUAAUGAAGUGCAAUUAUUUGAUCACGUUUUAUUUGUUUACUCGAUGCAGUGUUCAUAUUUCGUUAGAUUUCAUUUCAAAUCUACCCUCUCCCAGGUCAGAGAAACAUCUACCAAAUGGUUCAGUUACCUAUAUCCGAUACGAUGAUACAUAACGAUUCCAUCGAAUGCAGUUUUUCUCGUUAUUAAUAAAAAUUCGUAUUAAAAUGGACAACGUCGUGGACCAUGAAAAUUGGUUUAUCCGUGUGAUGUUUACGGUUCGCGUUUACUACUAACGAGAAAGCUUAAUGUACAUGCGUAAAAAAUGCGAACCAAUAAUGUAGAAAAUGUCGUGUUGCAUGUACAUAUAUAUGUAAACAUUACGCAACAUAGCGGUUUCCAGGGGAAACGUAUUCGACAGGACACCGCGAAAUUGUAAAUCGUGUCGUGACCACGGCUACUACGUUUGGAGCAGUGAUACAGUUUUUAUUGUGUUUGGUGGCGGGAGUUCUUUAGUUGUUGGUUAGAAACCAGUGACCGUGUGUUAUCACGGUUGGAGAUUUUGCUUGUGAAAUGUCAAAAUGGCGUCUUCGCAGGACGCUUGGUAUCUGUCGUUAUUAGGACUAGCAGAAAACUUUCGAACGUCAAAUCCGCCGAAUAUCAAGUCGUGUAUACAGUGCUUGCAAGCGGUUUUCAAUUUUAAACCACCCCCAAGGGUCGAAGCGCGUACUCAUCUUCAGCUUGGUAACAUCCUCCUUACGCAUACCAAAAACAUCGAUUUGGCGCGGUCUCACUUAGAACAAGCGUGGCGUUUAAGUCAAAACAUAAACACCUUCGAUGAUGUUAAGUUCGAAGCAGCAAGUGUAGUCGCGGAACUGUAUGAACAACAACAACAACCAAAUCUCAGUAAGCCAAUAUUAAGGAAAGCUAUAGAACUUUCUCAGCACAAUGUAUAUUGGCAUUGCAGACUUAUUUUCCAACUUGCACAAAUACAUGCAUCGGAAAAAGAUUUUGUUGCAGCAAGUAGUUUGCUUGCUGUAGGUGUUGAUUACUCUCAUAUUAGCAAUGCAAGUUAUACAAGAGUUCUGUUCUUAUUGAGCAGAUGUAUGCUAUUAUUAAUAGACAAAAAAUUUACUGAAGUUCAUCCUCUCUUAAAUUCGGCAGGCCAUCAUGUAGAAAAUUGGCAGGGUAGCCCACAUCAGAAAGAAUAUUUAAAAGUAUAUUUUUUGGUACUUCAAGUUUGUCAUUACUUAAUGGCAGGCCAGGUGAAAAGUGUUAAGCCUUGUCUAAAACAAUUACAACAGAGUAUACAGACUAUAAUGUCUCCUAGUUGGCCAGCCGACGAAAUAGUUACAGGUUCAAACAUUGGAGAUAUGUUUAUAUGGAUGCCAAAGGACCAUUUAUACGUUUUGGUAUAUUUAGUAACAGUUAUGCAUUCGAUGCAAGCCGGUUACAUGGACAAAGCUCAAAAAUAUACGGAUAAAGCGUUAACUCAAAUUGAGAAACUCAAAAGUGCUGAUAACAAACCUAUACUCUCCGUUUUUCAAUUAAUGCUAUUGGAACAUAUAGUGAUGUGUCGACUUGUAAUGGGAAAUAAAAGUGUAGCUCUAGCAGAAAUUUCUCAAGCGUGUCAACUUUGUAGAACCCAGCCAAGGUUACUUCAAGGUCAUAGGCCGCAAUUACAUGCUUUAUUAGGAUUGUAUGCAAUGUCAAUGAAUUGUAUGGAGGCUGCAGAAGCACAGUUUACAGCAGCUCUCAGGACGUCACAAGAAAGAGAGCUUUGGACGUUCGCGAAUUUAAAUCUGGCAAUAGUAUACCUCAGAACUAAAAGAGAUAAUGAACUAGGUGCUUUGCUAGAACGAAUAAAUCCCGAAUCUUUGCCAUCUCAUUCGCAUUCUUUAAGAGCAGCAGCGUACUACGUACAAGGACUUCAAGCGUUUUUUGGAGCUAGAUACAACGAAGCAAAGAGAUAUCUCCGUGAAACAUUGAAAAUGGCGAAUUCUGAAGAUUUGAACAGACUUACGUCGUGUAGUCUUGUACUUUUAGGACAUAUAUUUCUUUCUUUAGGAAAUAGCAGAGAAUCUAUGAAUAUGGUGACACCAGCGAUGCAGUUAGCUUCUAAAAUACCUGAUGUUCAUGUACAAUUAUGGGCUACUGCUAUCCUGAAAGAUCUUUAUAGAAUUUGCGGAGAUCCGAAUCGUGAAAGUGAGGCGUAUCAAAUGCAUUGUAAUUUUUCGCAAACGUUGUUGAAAGAUCAUUUUCAAAGCACACAAAUGGGUGAGCACUCUCUCAUACAGUGGACUGACGGGACAGUGCCAGCCUUACCAAGCAAUCCACCACCUUCCACAUCACAAGCCAUUCUUUAAUAUUAUUCAAAAUUUCUACAUUUAAUGAGUGUAAUUUGAAACGUGUAACAUAUUUUGGCGGAGCACAGACAUGUGCUAGGUUUGUACAAUUUUAUUGUUAAAUUACAAAAGGAAUAAUAAUAAAAAAAGGCUAGAGGUACCGAUAAAUUGAACAACGUCAAGAGCCGGAGCUCUGUUACGUGGAAAUUAAUGAAAUUGUUUAUCGUACCGCAAAAGAGUAGUAAGUGGAAUUGCGAUUAGAAUGGGAGAUAAUUAAUUUAAUUUGCUAUGGAUAUCGAUCAAUAUCCAGACUCGCUAAUUAUUAUUCGAACCUUUUCAAGGACACUAUGAAUCACAGAGUUUUAUUUGCGAAGUUUCAUAAAGAUUCUAUAUUAUACAUAGAUUUGUACAAACAAUUUACUGUAGUUGUUUUCUACGUCACAGAGGAUAUGCAAGAGAUGAACAUAUGUAUAGAACUUUGAUAUAUUUUAUUAUUUUGUAUAUUGUAAAUUAUCUUGAACUUCUUUGUUUUCUUCUUUUGUAAUUGUAUACCUGCGAACCAAGAGAAGCAAAAAAAAAUGAAAAAAAAGACGACAACAUUGAUGUCGAGAUUGUCGAAUCAGCACACGUUGAAUGGGAAUUAGACGUUUCUUUGAUGUAAUGGUUAUACCACCGCACAAAGACUUUUCGAAACCAAGCUUAAGUUUAAUUUAUGCUGUAAAGAUAGUAACAAGGGUUAUGAGUAUGCAUUAUCACUUAUGUUUGUAUCGAGAGGCGUAUUAAAAGUACGCCAAGAAGUGUUAAUGACGUUCCACGAGAAAGGACACAAUACGUUUGGCUGAAUUUCAUUCUUUUACAUAUCAUUUGCUCUCUAGAAAACAAAUUCGUCCAUAUGUGAUGCUGCAGGCAUAGGACAUAAUAAAACGAAACGUAACAUUAGUAUUUUAUGAUUACUCCUUGACUUCAUUCGCAUACUUUUUUAAAUUUAGAAUUCCUAUACAUUUUUAUAUUUACAUAAUGUCUGCUUAGUUGGCCGUUGCAACAAUUUAAAUCUAAUCUGUUGUAGUAUUAAAUUGUGAUCGAUUUAUAUCUAAGCAAGAAAAUAAUCAUCAAAAGUCAAAUUUGUAUUGAAUUGAAAACUUUUAUGCAUCAUUGGAAAAAGAAAAAUGGUAAAUAGAAUAACGAUUAUAUUUUCAGCAUACUAUGCUCUUAAAUGACCAAAGUAGGCGUUUAAGUUCGGGCUGUGGACAUUAUAGACAUAUACGUUCAUAAAAAGUGUACUCUUGUACAUGGAUAUAAUGGAGUAAUAGAUACAAUAGGUUGCAGGUUGGCUUUUCUUUUUUACAGAAGUACCGUACCUAUCGUAUGCGUGGUGCGUAUCAGUUGAUGUGUUUUUAUUAAGCAACGUAUGUAUGUAAUGUACAAUUAAAAUAAACAGAAUCGUAAUUAGUAUUAGAUAGAGCAAUAUAUAAAGAAGAAAAAAUAAAGGGGCCUUAAUAUGUGGUAAGCUGAAUGGCAAAGAUGUUCUGCCUAACUCUUUGCUUCGUUUAAAUUAAGAAAUUGUACAUAUUUUAAAUAGUGAAAAUAAUAAAGAAUAAAAUAAUGAGAAUAUAAUUAA